CUUUUUGUAUUGGACAGCUUCCCUUUCCAUUCAUACUAUUGAGGUAAAGUAGGCGGGAUUGUCCCGCGGGGUUGGUUACGCUGCAGUACGGCGGCUCUGAGAGAAAUAAACGGAGACGAAAAGGAAAAAUUACUGGCAGCACGAAAGGAAAUUUAUUUUUAAAGAAUAUUUUUUAAAUGACUUUUUAGAAAAUAAUUACAAUGGAUCUCCAACGAUGAGAAAAGGACAUUGAGAUAUCUGCCUUGUUCCCCUGUGUCUGAAAACAUAAGCUGAAUGCUAAUCUUCUGCUGGCAGUAUCUACUGGGAAGCUCAGGUUGACUGAAUCAUGGCUCAGUUUCCAACACCUUUUGGGGGGGGCCUGGAUGUCUGGGUCAUCACUGCGGAGGAGCGAAAUAAACAUGAUCAGCAGUUCUACAGCUUGAAUCCCACGUCUGGGUUCAUCACUGGCGAUCAAGCAAGAAAUUUCUUUCUUCAGUCUGGACUUCCCCCUCCCAUUCUUGCACAAAUAUGGGCCCUGGCUGACAUGAACAAUGAUGGGAGGAUGGACCAGCAUGAGUUCUCCAUCGCUAUGAAGCUGAUUAAACUGAAACUACAGGGUCAUUCGCUCCCUCCUUCACUGCCCCCUGUCAUGAAACAACCUCCCCUUGCUAUUCCUGCUGUCCCAGGGUUUGGAAUGGGCGGCAUGGCUGGUAUACCUGGAAUAGCAGGAGUUGGAAUGUCGCCCCCUAUGGGGACAUCUGUUCCGUCAGCAGUGCCACCAAUGGCUAAUGGGGCACCUGUGAUGAUCCAGCCUCUGCCUGGCUUUGCUCAUUCAGCUGCUGCUGCAACACUCAAGAGUUCUUCCUUAAACCGAUCUGGACCAAAACUGCAAAAGGCCCAGUCGUUUGACGUUGCAAAUGCAGCAACCGCUGCUGCUUCUGUGGAUUGGGCUGUCCCUCAGUCCUCCCGGCUAAAGUACAGGCAGCUCUUCAACAGCCAGGACAAAAUGAUGUGCGGACAUUUAACAGGUUUACAGGCAAGAACUAUCCUGAUGCAGUCCAGUUUACCACAAGCUCAGUUGGCUUCUAUCUGGAAUCUUUCAGACAUUGAUCAAGAUGGGAAGCUUACAGCAGAAGAGUUCAUCCUGGCCAUGCAUUUAAUAGAUAUGGCCAUGUCAGGCCAGCCUUUACCCUCUGUUCUUCCUCCGGAUUUCAUUCCUCCUGCUUUCAGAAGGGUUCGUUCUGGCAGUGGCAUCUCUAUCACAAGCUUACAUUUAGUAGACCAAAGGGUACCUGAGGAACCUGCAGAGGAGGAACAGCAGCAGCAACACAAGAAUCUGCCAGUGUCGUUCGAGGACAAAAAGCGUGAGAACUUCGAGCGGGGUAACCUGGAGCUGGAGAAGCGACGCCAAGCCCUUCUGGAGCAGCAGCGCAAGGAGCAGGAGCGCCUGGCAGCUCUGGAGAGGCAGGAGCAGGAGCAGCGAGAGAGGGAGCGGCUUGAGCAGGAGCGCCGCCGCCAGAUGGAGCUGGAGAGACAACUGGAGAGGCAGAGAGAGCUGGAGAGACAGCGCGAGGAGGAGCGGAGGAAGGAGAUCGAGAGGAAGGAGGCUGCAAAACGAGAACUUGAAAGACAACGGCAACUUGAGUGGGAGCGGAAUCGACGCCAAGAGCUGCUCAACCAGAGGAACAAAGAACAAGAGAACAUUGUGGUCUUAAAAGACAGGAAAAAGACUCUAGAAUUUGAAUUGGAAGCUCUCAAUGAUAAGAAACAUCAGCUGGAGGGGAAGUUGCAGGAUGUGCGGUUCCGUCUGUGUGCUCAGCGGCAUGAAAUUGAGAGUACCAACAAGACAAGGGAACAAAGGAUCGCUGAAAUCACAUGUCUUCAGCAGCAGUUACAGGAGUCUCAACAGUUGCUCGGAAGGUUGAUUCCAGAGAAGCAAUCCCUGAAUGACCAAUUAAAGCAGGUGCAGCAAAACAGUUUACAUAGAGAUACCCUUCUGAGCAUCCGAAAAACCUUAGAAGUGAAGGAGUCCACUCGGCAGCAGAUGCGAGACCAGCUGGACGAGGUGGAGAAAGAGACACGGUCCAGACUGCUGGAGAUCGACACUUUCAACAAUCAAUUAAAGGAACUACGAGCGAUCCACAGCAAACAGCAGCGGCAAAAGCAGAUGGAACUCGAAGCAGAGAUCCAGAAACAAAAGGAGCAAGAAUGGAAAACUGCAGAGCUGGAAAGACAAGAAGCCCAAAGGCGGUCUGAGGAAGAGGAGCUGCCCCAGCAGAGGGAGGAGGCACCUCCGCCGCAGUGGACGAGGAGAGUGCAUGAAGAGGACAAGCCAAGGCCAGACGAUGAUGGGGAUUGUAAAGACAUGCAGGACAAACUCAACAAGAUCUUCAUGCAGUACCCAGAGCCAGGCAAGCUGCCAGCCCAGUCUGCCUGGCCCACUGCUGAAAAAUUGCCAGUGACUGGUUUUGAUCAGGAUAAAGUGAAGGUUGUGUUCUAUAGAGCUCUUUAUCCAUUUGAUGCCAGAAGCCUUGAUGAAAUUACAAUUCAACCUGGAGAUAUCGUUAUGGUUAAAGGGGAAUGGGUGGAUGAGAGUCAGACGGGAGAGCCUGGCUGGCUUGGAGGGGAGCUAAAGGGUAAAACAGGCUGGUUCCCAGCGAACUAUGCAGAGAAGAUGCCAGAGAAUGAGGUUCCAGCCAAUCUGAAACCAGGAGUGGGGGCUGCCCCAAAACUGGCCGCCCGUGUUACGCCAACUAGCAGUGCGACACAGCCACCACCAACAGAGCCAGUCGUGCCCCCGACCAUCCCUUCAACGACAUCCAACAACUGGGCUGACUUCAGCUCCACGUGGCCAACGAACAGCACUGAAAAGUCAGAUGGUGACAACUGGGACCCCUGGCCCACCCAGCCCUCUCUGACAGUGCCCAGUGCAGGGCAGCUUCGGCAGAGAUCUGCCUUCACGCCUGCCACUGUCACAGGGUCCUCUCCCUCUCCUGUUUUAGGGCAGGGGGAGAAGGUGGAGGGUCUCCAGGCGCAGGCCUUGUAUCCAUGGCGAGCAAAGAAGGAUAAUCACCUGAACUUUAACAAGAACGACGUCAUCACAGUGCUGGAGCAGCAGGACAUGUGGUGGUUUGGGGAUGUGCAGGGCCAGAAGGGUUGGUUCCCAAAGUCCUACGUCAAACUCAUUUCAGGGCCAAUGAGGAAAUCCAUCAGCAUUGAUUCUUCUGGUUCUCCUGAUAGCCCGCCCAUCCAGAAGAGGCCAACACCUUCUCCUAGUAAACCCACUGACCCAGGAGAAGAAUACAUAGCAAUGUACACCUACGAAAGCAAUGAGCAAGGAGACUUAACGUUCCAGCAAGGAGAUGUGAUUCUUGUAACAAGAAAGGAAGGUGACUGGUGGACUGGAGUAGUUUCCAAUAGAACUGGAGUAUUCCCAUCCAACUAUGUCAAGCCCAAGGAUUCGGAGGAAGCUGGUUCAGCAGGGAAGACAGGUAGCCUGGGAAAGAAGCCAGAAAUUGCCCAAGUCAUUGCACCCUACACAGCGACGGGCACCGAACAGCUGACCCUGGCUCCUGGGCAGCUCAUACUCAUUAGAAAGAAGAACCCAGGGGGGUGGUGGGAAGGGGAGCUGCAGGCUAGAGGGAAGAAACGACAAAUAGGGUGGUUCCCAGCUAAUUAUGUAAAGUUGUUGAGCCCCAAUACCAGUAAAUGUACCCCAACUGAGCCCCCCAAACCCACAGCUCCUAAUGCAGUAUGCCAGGUGAUAGGCAUGUACGACUACAUUGCACAGAACGAUGACGAGCUUGCCUUUGGAAAAGGACAAAUUCUAAACGUUUUGAGCAAGGAGGACCCUGAUUGGUGGAAAGGGGAACUAAACGGCUCCGUGGGGCUAUUUCCAUCUAACUACGUCAAACUAACGACCGACACAGACCCCAGUCAGCAAUGGUGCGCCGAUUUACACCUAUUGGACAUGCUGACCCCUACGGAGAGGAAGAGGCAAGGCUACAUUCAUGAGCUGAUUGUGACAGAAGAGAACUACGUCAAUGACCUCCAGCUGGUCACAGAGACCUUUCAGAAGCCCAUGCUAGAGUCUGAGCUACUGACUGAGAAGGAGGUGUCCAUGAUUUUUGUGAACUGGAAAGAACUGAUUAUGUGCAACAUCAAGCUACUGAAGGCGCUGCGGGUGCGCAAGAAGAUGUCUGGGGAGAGGAUGCCAGUGAAGAUGAUUGGUGACAUUCUGACUGCCCAAUUACCUCACAUGCAGCCCUACAUCCGAUUCUGCAGCUGCCAGCUGAACGGAGCCACCCUCAUCCAGCAAAAGACAGACGAGGUGCCCGAGUUCAAGGAGUUUCUCAAAAGGUUAGCGAUGGACCCACGCUGCAAAGGGAUGCCACUGUCUAGUUUUUUAUUAAAGCCAAUGCAAAGAGUUACAAGAUAUCCGCUAAUCAUUAAAAAUAUCUUGGAGAACACCCCUGAGAACCACACAGACUACAGCCACCUGAAGCAGGCGCUGGAGAAAGCAGAGGAGUUGUGCUCGCAGGUCAACGAGGGAGUGCGCGAGAAGGAGAACUCUGACAGACUAGAGUGGAUUCAGACCCACGGCCAGUGUGAGGGCUUGUCUGAGCAACUUGUAUUUAACUCUGUGACAAACUGCCUGGGGCCUCGGAAGUUCCUUCACAGCGGGAAACUGUACAAGGCAAAGAGCAACAAGGAGCUGUACGGCUUCCUCUUCAACGACUUCCUGCUGCUCACACAGGUCAUCAAACCGCUGGGCUCCUCUGGAACAGACAAGGUCUUCAGCCCCAAGUCCAGCCUGCAGUACAAGAUGUACAAGACUCCUAUAUUUCUGAACGAAGUGCUUGUGAAAUUGCCCACUGACCCAUCAGGAGACGAGCCCAUUUUCCACAUCUCCCACAUUGACCGGGUCUACACACUCCGAGCAGAGAGCAUCAAUGAGAGAACUGCUUGGGUUCAGAAGAUUAAAGCUGCUUCUGAACUCUACAUUGAAACCGAGAAAAAGAAAAGGGAAAAGGCUUAUUUAGUUCGUUCUCAGAGAGCAACAGGGAUUGGCCGUCUGAUGGUGAAUAUUGUGGAAGGCAUUGAGUUAAAACCCUGCAGGUCACAUGGAAAGAGCAACCCAUACUGCGAGGUGACCAUGGGCUCUCAGUGCCACAUUACCAAGACCAUCCAGGACACCCUGAACCCCAAGUGGAAUUCCAACUGCCAGUUCUUCAUCAAGGACCUGGAGCAGGAUGUGCUGUGUGUUACAGUGUUCGAGCGUGACCAGUUCUCUCCUGAUGAUUUCCUGGGAAGGACAGAGAUCCGGGUCACCGAUAUAAAGAAAGACCAGGGUUCUAAGGGACCAAUCACCAAGCGACUUCUCCUGCAUGAAGUCCCUACUGGAGAGAUAGUUGUGCGUCUGGACCUGCAGUUGUUUGAGGAACCAUAGGAACCAAACAGACUUACUAUUAUUUAUGUUUCAAGGUCAAGAGCUGCACAGAGCACUGAUGGGUAUCUGCAAAAGCUGUUGGGACAAAACAGGUGUGUCAGACAUUGGAUUUGAAUUUUUUUUAUAUAUUCAUGUGGGUGGUUUUGCGUUGCAGACUGGUACAAACUUAGUCCUAAUGGUCAUUACAAAGCAACAGGCAAUGCAUAUUGCUGACAAAUUGUAGUCUAAACGCAUUCUGUAAUACUGUACAUUAUGGUAAUAAAUGAUUACCUUUUACUUAUUCACAGGACACAAACAUGUGGUCGUCGUUGUUGUUAUUAUUAUGAUGAUGAUGAUGGUGAAGUGAAAUUUAUAGUAUAUCCUUAAUUUAAAGGAAAACAAGUUUUAAAACUAGCAUUGUGUUGUCUAUCUGGGUAGGUGAAACAGUCUAAAACAUGUUGUUGUUUUUUUUUUUUUUUUUUUACAUUCCAAGUAAAAUAAAAUACUAUCUAAAGCAAAAACUUUAAUAAAGACUUCCUGUUGAAAACAUUUCUUUAGAAACAAUGACAAUUCAUGGGGAAAAAAUUAUCAAACAUGGGAAAAGUUUUCUGUUCACACUAACUUUUCUGCUGUUUCUAAUAAUAUUACUACAAUCAUCAGCUGAAAUUCACCUGUUCUGUUACAGCAGAAAUUUGUGAGAAAUAUUGAAUUAACUUACCUAAUAUAUAUAUAUAUAUAUAUAUAUAUAUAUAUAGUUAAGGAAUUUAUAACAGGGUAACUGUUUGAGUAAGCCUGUUUAUAAAGAAGCAUUGUCACUAUGCUGGGAUGGUUCAUAGAAUAGGACAAGGAGCCCAAGGUCAGAAUCCCUGCUGUUGUAUUGGCUGUCAAGUGUAAUCUUGCGCAGGAGUAGGGCUCUUACCUGGAAUCACACACUAAUUAUAGAAGACUGGUCCUUUUAAAUCCUAAUUAUGGAAAACAUCAUUUUAAAUGCAACUAUAAAAUUACAAUGAUCUACCUUUUACAGUGAUCUACCAAUAGUCUUGACAAUGUAUCUGAAUUUUUUGUGUAGCAGUACAGUAUAACAAUAGUGUAACCCUUAUAACAAUAACUUCAAAUGUUAAUGCGCAGAGUCAGGGGGUGCUCCAUGAUAACCAUAUCAAAGAAAUGGAUGGAAAGGGCUGAAAUAUCAAAAUAAUCUGAAUUUAAAAAGACUAUGCAAACCUUAAUUCAAAGGAACAGCUUGUGUAUCUGUGAUCCGUAACCAAUACACCCACAAGUUAUGGGUCAGGUACAUUUCCUAAGGCUACCUUUGUAAGAGUUUCCAAAGCUUUGCCAGGAUUUCAAAGGAGUGUGCAGAACCAAAAGUAAGGACAGAUUAUUGUUGAAAGUUUUUUUUUUUUUUUAAAUCAGUGUGUAACUAUAUUGCAUUAUUUAUUAAUACAAGUAGUAUUAACUCUUCUUAGUUCCAUGUAUUCACAGGUACUAACCACUAAAAUAUCUCCUGUACUACUUUUCUAGACAGACAUGGGCAACAGUAUUCAGCUUUUAAUCAAUACGACAAGCCAGCAAAAAUUAUUAAAAAAUUAUUUAAAAAAAGAUAAUAUAUAUAUAAAAGGAUUGCAAUUUUUAAACAUCUUGGCAUUGGGUGCUUUUAAAUUUAGCUUACAGUUCACUGAAGAAUGGAGCAAAGGGAAAGUUUAAGAACUAUUAUGCAAAUGAAGUUAUGUCAAAAUCAUGUUAAAAGUCAAAUGGAUAGCUAUUAAUGAUUUUGCAAUGGAAUGAAAUAUCUAACUUUUGUGAUGCAAGUCUUUUUUGUGGUAUUUCACACUAGACCCAUUUAUAAAUAUAUUUGUUUAUAAAUAUUCAUUUGAAUGCAUUUUUGUACAUAUCUUUGAACUCUGCAUAUCAUAGAAGCAGAUGUGAUAAUAUUAAACCACAGGCUAAUAAGUUUGUUUGUGUUAUAUUAAGAUGUAUUUAUUUUAAAUGUUUUUUUUUUGUUUGUUUGUUUUGUUUCUAAGGCCAAGUUGACUUGCUUGUGAUGUGGGUGGUUUAGGCAAGGGAAUUAAAUUGUUUUUCGAUGAAGUUAUCUGGGGGUAAAUGGAGAUUGUGUCACACUUAUAUUUUUACAUCUGUCUAGAAAAUGGCAUGUCUAAUUGUGAUAAAAACCUGCCAAGGACUUUCGUUCGACAUUAUAUGGUGGGUAUCUGUCCUUUUAGAUGUUCAUGGUACUUGCUUUUCAGUCCGAUUUAGGCUACACUUGACAAUCUAGCUGUUACUUUUAGCAAGUACCCUGGAAAUGCAUGCUUUAUCUUCGAUUUCACUUGCAAAUCCAAGUCACUGAUAAUGUUUAGAACCUACCCUUACAUAUUAUUCAGGGAUUGGGGGUAGGUUGCUAAGAAACAGCUUUUGCAGAAACUACAUGUUGCUUUAUUUUUAUUGACCAGAUUGGUUUGUAAGUUUAGAAUGAAAGUGGUUUAAUUGGGUUGAAUUAUUUACCAGUCCUCAACAGACUUAGUCAAAUGGAGGUGUGAAAUACAUAUUUUGUUUUGACAGUGUUAUGUUUCAGACACUCCCUUGCUGGUUGUGUUGUAAACUCAUUGGUGCACAUUUUUACUGCCAAAUAAACGUAUUGGUUAGUUUUAUUUAUUAAAAAAUAGCAUAUUGUAUGUGGUCAUAAAAGUCUUAAUUAUAAACAGAAUUUAUUAAAAAGCUAAUGGUGUUGUGUACCGUCUUAAAUGUUUAAAACAAUCAAGCAAGGGAAACUCUGGAAGUUUUCUUUGGCUGGGGUCUCAUUGUCAAUAAGUUUAAAGUAAAACAUGUUUAUUUAAAAUAUUCACCAUUUAUCCAAAAUUCCAGUGUAUAUUAUUUUUUAUGUGUGUGUCUUGACUGGUACGAAGAAUGUAAACCUUGUGUUCUGUACUGUACUGUAAACCCAUCAUAAGAACAAACUUAUUAAACAGGCUUUAUUA
Acipenser ruthenus (sterlet) is the source of this 8376-nucleotide messenger RNA. RefSeq names its product intersectin-1-like. Bases 326 to 5428 code for a protein of 1700 amino acids. The record is from RefSeq and is a predicted model, not a curated record. Gene Ontology annotation, biological process: clathrin-dependent synaptic vesicle endocytosis; positive regulation of Rho protein signal transduction; endosomal transport. NCBI's taxonomy places the organism in Eukaryota, Metazoa, Chordata, Actinopteri, Acipenseriformes, Acipenseridae. Gene Ontology annotation, cellular component: plasma membrane; clathrin-coated pit; cytoplasm. Gene Ontology annotation, molecular function: guanyl-nucleotide exchange factor activity; protein binding; calcium ion binding. The transcript has 41 exons.